This is a messenger RNA of Eublepharis macularius, 1173 nucleotides long. It is a transcript of the gene FAM219A, whose product is annotated as family with sequence similarity 219 member A. The transcript is spliced from 6 exons. Lineage: Eukaryota; Metazoa; Chordata; Lepidosauria; Squamata; Eublepharidae. The record is from RefSeq and is a predicted model, not a curated record. Bases 132 to 689 code for a protein of 185 amino acids.
UCUCCGCAGCCGCGGGCGCCGUCGGUGAGGGGAUGAGGCAGCGGGCGGCGGCGGGCCGGGCCUUGGUGCUGCUGCUGCGACACUGAGGCGGCGCCCCCGCGCCUGGGCCUGGCUUCUCGCCCGCCGGCACCAUGAUGGAGGAGAUCGACCGCUUCCAGGUGCCCGCCGUGCGCGCCGAGAUGCAGCCGCUGGAUCCAACGGCUGCCUCCAUCUCUGACAGAGACUGUGAUACGAGAGAGGGAGAGACUGUAGCUAUGAAUUACAAACCGUCCCCACUACAAGUCAAACUGGAGAAACAGAGAGAGUUGGCUCGUAAGGGAUCUCUGAAAAAUGGGAACAUGGGGAGUCCAGUAAACCAACAGCCCAAGAAGAACAACGUGAUGGCCCGAACAAGGCUGGUUGUUCCCAAUAAAGGCUAUUCCUCAUUAGACCAGAGUCCCGAUGAGAAGCCGUUGGUAGCGCUGGACACGGACAGCGACGAUGACUUUGAUAUGUCCAGAUAUUCCUCCUCGGGAUAUUCCUCAGCGGAGCAGAUCAACCAGGACUUGAACAUCCAGCUGCUCAAGGACGGGUAUCGGUUAGACGAGAUCCCAGACGACGAGGACCUCGACCUAAUUCCCCCGAAGUCGGUCAACCCAACUUGCAUGUGCUGUCAAGCCACCUCCUCCACUGCCUGCCACAUCCAGUAACGAGGGAAGCCUGGAAAGGGGGUGACCAGUGCUUACCACUAUAACUGUAAAACUUAACAGCCAUUGCUUCCUCCUAUGGUAGGACGUGCACCUCUUUGUGUUUAUGGAGCCAGGAGAAACCAAAAAAUAUAUCUAUUCAUUUUAUGAUCCUCUUCUCAUUUCUGUUUGAAGCUAGAGAAAGCAAACUCUGGGAGCGUAUUCCCGGUCUGGAAGGCUGAUCGGAUCCCUUUUGGCCUGGUCGUGCGUGGCAAGGUUCAUACGUGGGCUUUGGGUGGAACCGGGUGAGGGCGCAGGGGCAUAUCAGGAUGAAAUUCAUUCUUGAGGAGCUGCUGCUUCUCUACUGACGCAGUCAGGUCCUGCCAGGGAGAUGGGAGCAGGAAUUAAGUACGGGAUCCUUCAUAAGGCCAGGAUGGAUUCAUGGUUAAAAAAGAUCCAGAGGAGUUAGCCAUGUUAGUCUGUAGUAGCAAAAUAAUAAAAAGUCCAG